Gekko japonicus is the source of this 1321-nucleotide messenger RNA. RefSeq names its product NADH:ubiquinone oxidoreductase complex assembly factor 6 (gene NDUFAF6). Gene Ontology annotation, biological process: mitochondrial respiratory chain complex I assembly; biosynthetic process. Gene Ontology annotation, cellular component: mitochondrion. The transcript is spliced from 9 exons. Bases 8 to 1018 code for a protein of 336 amino acids. The record is from RefSeq and is a predicted model, not a curated record. Lineage: Eukaryota; Metazoa; Chordata; Lepidosauria; Squamata; Gekkonidae.
CCGCAAAAUGGCUGCCGCGGUGACCGCUGCGAGGGCAGGCCGUGGGGGGCUACGUUCGGCUCCCCGUUAUGGGCAGCCUCGGGGUUCGCGCGGUGGAGGGAGGCUGCUGUGCCCGGCGAGCUGCGGAGGGGGCGCGCCGGCGGUGGCUGUGGCGGCUGCUUCUAGCCAGCCGGCCGCUGGAGAAGAGGAGCCCUACUGCAUGGAAUUGGUGCGGAAACGUGACUAUGAAGGCUUCCUCUGUUCAUUACUACUGCCAGCAGAAUCGCGCUCUUCUGUUUUUGCCCUGAGAGCUUUCAAUAUAGAACUGGCUCAGAUUAAAGAUGCAGUAACUCAGAAGACCAUUGGGUUGAUGCGUAUAGAGUUUUGGAGGAAAGCUGUAGAAGACAUAUAUCGUGAUAAUGCACCCCAACAGCCUGUUGCUAGAGAACUGUGGAAGGCUAUCAAGAGACAAAACUUGACCAAAAAGUGGCUUAUGAAGAUUAUUGAUGAACGGGAAAAGAAUUUGGAUGAUAGAGCGUAUCGGAAUAUCAAUGAACUGGAAGCAUAUGCAGAAAAUACUCAGAGUGCACUCCUUUAUCUUACACUGGAAAUACUUGGUGUGAAGGAUAUCCAUGCUGACCAUGCUGCCAGUCACAUCGGGAAGGCGCAAGGCAUUGUGACCUGCUUAAGAGCAACUCCGUACCAUGCUAGCAGAGGGAAAGUGUUUCUGCCUGUGGACAUGUGUAUGCUGCACAGUGUUUCGCAAGAGGAUUUCAUAAGGCAUAAACAGGAGCAAAAAGUGAAAGAUGUAAUAUAUGAUGUUGCCAGUCAGGCGCAUGUUCAUCUGGAACACGCUCGGUCCUUCAGAAAGAAUGUUCCUGUUAAAGCUUUUCCUGCCUUUCUUUACACAGUUGCUCUUGAGGAUUAUUUAAAUAAAAUACAGAAAGCUGAUUUCAAUAUAUUUCAUCCAAGCUUGCACCGGAAGAGUCCUUUAUUACCUCUGCAGUUGUAUAUUAGGUCCUGGAAGAAAACAUAUUAAAGAGUCUUUAAUCUGAGACUGACCUCUGAGGUUUUUCUCCCUGCUUCCUUUCCUUUCUGAUUGUAUUUUAUUUACAUUAUUAUUAUCAUGAUCCCAUCUUUUAUCUGAAGGGCUUAGGGCAGCAUACAUUGCAUGGAAGAACAACAUGAACAGCCUUUGCAGACACAUCUAAUGCUCUACACCUAGCUGUAAUGUCCCAUGAGGGAAGAGUAAUCUGAAUUAAGACUGGCCUUCCUAUUUGUGUGAACUGCAUAAACUACAGUGGAUAUUCCCAUUUAUUGUACGAAUCACAUAAAACGUUAU